GUGCUUGGCAUCCUCACCCAAAAAAAAAGAUCAUACAUAGUAGUGUUGGUGGGUUGCAAAGAUGCUUGGGGGUCUUCUCCAUAGGGGUCAUAAGAUAAAAGGGACAGUGGUGUUGAUGCGCAAGAAUGUGUUGGACGUGAAUAGCGUAACCAGCGUUGGGGGAAUUAUUGGUCAAGGUCUCGACUUAGUUGGCUCAACACUCGAUACUCUUACUGCCUUCUUGGGCCGAUCCGUGUCUCUCCAGCUUAUUAGUGCUACCAAAGCUGAUGCCAACGGAAAAGGGAAACUUGGAAAGGCUACCUUUUUGGAAGGUAUCAUUACUUCAUUGCCAACUUUGGGAGCAGGCCAAUCUGCAUUCAAAAUUAAUUUUGAAUGGGAUGAUGGGAGUGGAAUUCCUGGAGCAUUUUAUAUCAAGAAUUUUAUGCAAACUGAGUUUUUCCUUGUGAGUUUGACUCUUGAAGACAUUCCAAACCAUGGAAGCAUCCACUUUGUUUGCAAUUCGUGGAUUUACAAUGCCAAACUCUUCAAAAGUGACCGCAUUUUCUUUGCCAACCAGACAUAUCUUCCAAGUGAGACACCAGCUCCACUAGUCAAAUAUAGAGAAGAAGAGUUGCAUAAUUUAAGAGGAGAUGGAACUGGAGAACGCAAAGAGUGGGAAAGGAUCUAUGAUUAUGAUGUCUACAAUGAUUUAGGUGAUCCGGAUAAAGGUGAAAAUCAUGCCCGUCCUGUUCUUGGAGGAAAUGACACCUUUCCUUAUCCUCGUAGGGGGAGAACUGGUAGAAAACCAACAAGGAAAGAUCCUAAUAGUGAGAGUAGGAGCAAUGAUGUUUAUCUUCCAAGAGAUGAGGCUUUUGGACACUUGAAGUCAUCUGACUUUCUUACUUAUGGACUAAAAUCCGUAUCUCAAAAUGUUCUUCCAUUAUUGCAAUCUGCUUUUGAUUUGAAUUUCACACCCCGUGAGUUUGAUAGCUUUGAUGAAGUUCAUGGACUCUAUUCAGGCGGAAUUAAGCUGCCAACAGAUAUAAUCAGCAAGAUUAGUCCACUACCCGUGCUUAAGGAAAUCUUCCGAACUGAUGGUGAACAGGCCCUUAAGUUUCCUCCUCCUAAAGUAAUUCAAGUGAGUAAGUCUGCAUGGAUGACUGAUGAAGAAUUUGCAAGAGAAAUGCUUGCUGGUGUAAAUCCAAACUUGAUUCGUUGUCUUAAGGAUUUCCCUCCACGAAGCAAGCUAGAUAGCCAAGUCUAUGGUGAUCAUACUAGUCAAAUAACCAAAGAACACCUAGAGCCCAACUUAGAAGGGCUCACUGUAGAUGAGGCAAUUCAAAACAAGAGAUUGUUCCUACUAGAUCAUCAUGACCCAAUCAUGCCAUAUUUGAGGCGAAUAAAUGCAACCUCCACAAAGGCUUAUGCUACCAGAACCAUCCUUUUCCUGAAAAAUGACGGAACUUUAAGGCCACUUGCCAUAGAGUUGAGUUUGCCACAUCCUCAGGGAGAUCAAUCUGGUGCUUUUAGUCAAGUUUUUCUGCCUGCAGAUGAAGGUGUUGAAAGUUCUAUUUGGCUGCUAGCAAAGGCUUAUGUAGUUGUGAAUGACUCGUGCUAUCAUCAACUUGUCAGCCAUUGGUUAAACACUCAUGCAGUUGUUGAGCCAUUCAUCAUAGCAACAAACAGGCAUCUCAGUGUUGUUCACCCUAUUUAUAAACUCCUUCACCCUCACUAUCGUGACACCAUGAACAUAAAUGGCCUUGCUCGGUUAUCACUGGUCAACGACGGUGGCGUUAUAGAACAAACAUUUUUGUGGGGAAGGUAUUCUGUGGAAAUGUCUGCUGUAGUUUACAAGGAUUGGGUUUUUACAGAUCAAGCAUUGCCUGCUGAUCUUAUAAAAAGAGGAAUGGCAAUUGAGGAUCCAUCGUGCCCUCAUGGCAUUCGCCUUGUGAUAGAGGACUACCCUUAUGCUGUUGAUGGACUUGAGAUAUGGGAUGCUAUCAAGACAUGGGUCCAUGAAUACGUUUUCUUGUACUACAAAUCAGAUGACACACUUAGAGAAGAUCCUGAACUCCAAGCCUGCUGGAAAGAACUCGUAGAGGUGGGUCAUGGAGACAAGAAAAAUGAGCCAUGGUGGCCUAAGAUGCAAACUCGUGAAGAGCUAGUUGAAUCUUGCGCUAUCAUCAUAUGGACUGCUUCAGCACUUCAUGCAGCUGUUAAUUUUGGACAGUAUCCCUAUGGAGGUUUAAUCUUAAACCGUCCAACUCUUAGUAGGCGAUUCAUGCCUGAGAAAGGUUCUGCUGAGUAUGAGGAGCUGAGGAAGAAUCCCCAGAAGGCUUACUUGAAGACUAUUACACCAAAGUUUCAGACCCUUAUUGACCUUUCUGUUAUAGAAAUCUUGUCAAGGCAUGCAUCUGAUGAGGUGUACCUUGGGGAGAGGGACAAUCCAAAUUGGACAUCUGAUACAAGAGCAUUAGAGGCUUUUAAAAGGUUUGGAAAUAAACUGGCACAAAUUGAGAAUAAACUCUCAGAGAGAAACAACGAUGAGAAACUGAGAAACCGUUGUGGACCAGUUCAAAUGCCUUAUACUCUGCUUUUGCCUUCUAGUAAGGAAGGAUUAACUUUCAGAGGAAUUCCCAACAGUAUCUCUAUCUGAAGAGGUUUGUGGUUCCUUAAGUUUUGUGGCUUUGAAUAAAAGAUAGAAGAGAAGGAAUCUGAAUUUCUUCAUCCAACCUGCACAUGGUAAUCUAGUGUGUUUGAGUGCUUUCAUGUUUGGCUUUAAUAAAAUAAAAGCAGUUGUUUUGUAAAAUGUUCAGAAUCAAUAAAAGCAUUUACUGCUUUGCUUUGUGCACUAA
This is a messenger RNA of Glycine soja, 2834 nucleotides long. Its product is annotated as seed linoleate 9S-lipoxygenase-3. The record is from RefSeq and is a predicted model, not a curated record. Gene Ontology annotation, biological process: lipid oxidation. NCBI's taxonomy places the organism in Eukaryota, Viridiplantae, Streptophyta, Magnoliopsida, Fabales, Fabaceae. Bases 62 to 2635 code for a protein of 857 amino acids. The transcript has 9 exons. Gene Ontology annotation, molecular function: protein binding; metal ion binding; oxidoreductase activity, acting on single donors with incorporation of molecular oxygen, incorporation of two atoms of oxygen.